UUUCUCAUCUCUAGUGGCUACGCCAUUUUGUGUUAAAGAGAAAAAUUGAGAAUUACAAAAUAAGAAAUCGAAUUCUUUUGUGUUAAUAAUAAGGUGUAAAGCAAUUUUAUAUGCUUAAAUCUUAGUGUAUAGGUGUGUAGUGCUUAAAUAUUGACGGUACGUGCAAUACGCCCAUUCGCUUUGAUCUACACAUUCAUAAAUAUAUAAUCUCCAAUCAUGCCGACAACAUAUUUUAUUGUUACCUGUUAGUGAACGCAGAACCUGUGAGGUAAACGAUUGGACAUUUGCAAUAAUCAACCGACAUGUCUACAAUAAAUCGCCGGAUAAAAGUUAAAUUUCGAGAUGCUGUACUAAAAACCCACAAAGCCAAUGCUUUGACAUGUGAUCGAAUGGAUUUUACCGGCGUAACUUCAUUUUUAACGGGUGGAAAAGAAUGUUGCCAAUCAGUAUUAAAUGUCAAAUUAUCAAGAUCAAAGAAGUCUGAAUUAAAAUGUACACAGAAGAGCCCCGUUAAAUCUUCAUAUUAUAAUCGUAGCACUCCAAAUGAUCCUGCGGUAAAUACUACAUUUAAGCGACGCCGAUCCGCCUCCGCCCGGCAUGCCUCGGUCUCGGAGUCACCAAUUGUUUGCAAGACUAAGAAAACUCUAUGGCAAAAUUGUAAUAUACUCCUGCUGAUACUGGUAACAUUUUACCUCAUAAGCUCAUCACAUUCGAUAUUAGUCGAAGAACAAAACACGGCCGACAGUGCCGAGGAGCACCUGCCCCUCAAGGGCAACACCAACUCGAACAACACCAGCUUCCGAAGUGCUGGUAAGUCAAUGUUAAGCAACGGUACAACGGGCAACGGGCUCGGUAGACCUUCCGUUGCGGCAAGCGGAUAUCUGGACAAGUUGGACAAUUUGGAGAGAAGUGUGGCCGCUGUUUUAAUCAAAGUGGCAUAUGGAACAACGUCAACGACCAAACGAAGCAUACCCGACAAUAGUUACAUUUUAGGUCUCACUACUGUCGCGACGCCGCUUCUAACAACCCUCCGAUACCAAUCGUCAAAUCAAGCUCAGCAUAACGGUGCUCGCCAUAGAAACUAUGAGUUGGACUUGGAAAGAGAUCACGCUUUGCCAACCUCUGCACCAAAUGCUGAUAUUUUGAAGAGUAAUAAUAAUCCAACUUACCCGAAUCCAAAUCGUCAUCACAGCAGCAGUCAUGACCGCGAUCGUCAUCGACACACAAUCCAAUACAAUUCAACGCCAAUGCCAUCAAUUCCUAACUUAUUAAAGAAAGCCAAAGGCCAGCCGACAAUACCAAUGUAUCCUGGAGAUAUUCCGUCGUACUCGCCGCCAUCAAGAUCAUUUUUUACGCCGCCAUUACCGCCGGAAUAUCAAAACCCAUUUGCCGAUAAGCCCACGUUACGGGGGACUAAUAACGAGGGUCUUAUAUCAAAUACGGCACCGUUUAAUAACAGGCGGCCGAUACCACCGCCCAGCCUGAUGCCCGGCCAUGAAAGGAUACCGUUUCGUCCACCCGAUCUGGCUGCCUCAAUUGGCAACACAGAUGGCAAUUCGAAUCACAAUGUAAAUGAAAGCUAUGCAAGCAGCUCGGCGGAUGCCAAGAAGCUACUCGUUGCGACCAGCAUGCAAGGAGCCUUUGACGUCGCCGGAGAUCGUAAAAAGGCACUUAAUACACCGUCACGGCCGGGCAAUGAUGCAGUCGCCGUUGAAGCAUCCGAUCAUAAUAAUAAUGCCAAUUAUCAUAACGUGCAAGAUAAAGGAGUGACCAAUAAUGGCAAGGAGUCCAAUGCAAAUAAGAGGCAGGAGGUUCUGCCGAACAUUAGACGCAUACUAGGAUCAAAUGGCAAGAAAGGUGACAUACCUGCAGUUCUAUUGCGCCACGUGACACAGCGACCCUUGGUGAACUACCAUCAGCCGCCAGCCUCCCCGAUAGUUUCGGUCGAUAAUGCGGAAAUUGCAAAGGAGAGCAGCAGCAGCAGCAGCAGCAGUAGCAACAGCGAUGAUAAAGCUGCAUCUGCUUCGGUUAGUCCAAACAUAAACAAGAGUAAACAACAGUCGAGCGGUAAAUUGGAUUUAAACGAUGCCGCGCCAAGGGAUUUGUUUGGCAACAAUGCUAGUCAGUCGGCAGUUACCACACCUUCGGCUGCAGCUGCAAUUGGUGAGGCGGCUGCUACAUCAUUUACAUCUGCAACGACAAAUGCAAGGCCAACUAAUGGCAAUGCUGUCGCCGGAAAAGCUGCUGACACAGACUCAGGCACAGGCACUAGAGACGGUGGCGCUGUGGGCGCUGCUGCGGCUGCAGCGGCUUCUGCUCAUACCACAUGGACAUGGGCGUGGAACAUACAUAUUUAUUUAUCGGUCAUUCUGUACACGAUAUUGGCAGUCUAUUCACUUUACAAACUGGUCACCUUUGACAAGCUGACGCAUCUAUUCGCACAAUCAUAUUUCGUUUACAUAUACCUCAUACUGAUUGCCAUUUGUAUAAUGCGUAUAUUUUACUUAUGCUUUGAUGCUUACAAUAUUCAUGGAACUUUUCCAAUAUUUGCCGCCGAGCUCCUAUUGAAUUUGCCAUCAACAUUCUUGACUGUUGCUUUCGCGGUGCUCAUUUUAUUUUUGUUUUUAAAGUCUUUAAACCACAAAAACAAUCGCUAUUCGGCGCUGGUGCGACCGCUAACCGUGGUCGUCGGCUGUGGUGUACACGUUGGACUCUGCAUUACGCUGCAUUAUGUCGAGUCGUAUACCUUGCAAAAUCAUCAUUUGUACUUUCAGCAACAACAACAGCAGCAAUACUUUCGGCGCCAACAGCACCAGCAGCAGCAGCAGCUGCAGCAACAGUUGUUGCAACAACAGGUUAGCAUGUCGCCUUCGACCAGUCUGGCCAAUCCACCGCCACCACCGCGGGUUCUUUCGCUGAUAUGCCAGAUUAUUUAUAUAUUCAUAUGCCUUAGCCUGGGGCUCUUGUAUUUGUAUUUGUACCGCAUACUGAAGCGCAUACUGAGAAGCAAAUCCCAAAAUUAUAUACAUGGCUAUCAGAAUCUCUCUUAUGCUAUUCAUAUCACAAUUGCGACAGCAUUGCUCUUUGUUCUUUUAGCUGCUCUGCAAAUCUUUGGCGCCGUCUGCAUCUCAGCAGCGCGACCCCUAAUUAGCCAGGCGAAUAUUGUUGAGGUCGAUUGGAUGCAGUGGGGAUAUCAGUUUUCAUUACGUCUGAUCGAGAUAGCAAUCAUAACAUUGAUAUCAUGGGUGACGGGCCUAAAAACCGGCGUUGGCAGCAAUACCGAUGGCAGCGUUGCUGUCAACGGGGACGUCCGUAUGGUUGGAACAGCUGCCGGGAUGAGCGGAUUUGCCAAUAGUGCAAAUGCCACCGGCAGUGUAAUGAGAGAAAAACACGGUGCUGCUGCCCAUCACCACAACUCGCAUUCGAAUGUUGCUAAUUUCUUUUUACCGUGUACGUCCAGCUCAAGUCAGGAACAGUUUGAAACUGAUUAUCCAGCCAUUUGCAAUGCAAAUACUAAUCUUCAUACGUACACAAUGCGCACCGGCAAGCUAAUAUACGAUGAUAGUUAUGCGCUAAACUCGCUGGCGGGGCCAUCGGCAGCUUCUCCGAGCGGCGGUACCGAGUAUCAGCUGCAGGAACCAAUGUACCAGAGACCCUACGAUACUGGCUCAAUACGAAGUGCCAUCAAUCACAACAUAACAGCCGAAUAUGGCCCACAAGCUUCGCGUUACCAUCAACAUCAUCCACAUCAUCAUCAUUAUAAUCAUAAUAUGCGUGCUGCACACGAACCGGAAGCCUAUAUGAGCGCCGAUUAUAUGACCGAUGCCACAACCGAUCAUUACGAGAAUCCAAAUUUUGAUUUACGUACAAGCUCAACGGGCGCUGUUGGCGUUGUCGGAGUUGGGGCCAUGCAAAAAUUGGGCAAGAACACAGUCAGCUCGGGUUCUGCAUCAGCAUCUGGCUCUGGAUCGGGUUCAUCUGGGACAUCGCAGCAGCAAAUGCUGCUAUUGCAGAGCGAUAGCUGUUAUUCGGAACCAUUGCAAGAGAACUCAAACUAUGAAUUUAAUAACUUUGAACGACCCGUAUUCAAAGAGAAAUCCACAGGCAGUAGCUCACAUCCGAGCGAUGAGUGCUGGCCGGACAGAGAGCGAGAAGGUCUCACGCUGGCAAAGUGUUGUGAUAGAAAACCGAAUAAUAAUAGUUCAACCGAUGCUGCAACAUUUGAAAUUCCGGAGCGACGCAGUUCGAAUUCAACAAAUUCAUGUUCAUCCUCAAAUGGCAUCCGUUACGCCAGCUACAACUCAUACGAGCGCAGCGCCUAUUACAAUGGGGGGGUGCGAAAGAGCGGCACUCUGAACAACAUUGUUAAUGGAUCGGGCAUGGGAGGAGCCACCGGUGCGGGUAAAGGCUCUGCAACUGGUCCUGGUUCUGGUCCUGGGCGUGCAAUAAGUGUUGUACCGGCCAGUAAAAGAGUAAAUGGUGCACAGACAUUGGCACACACAGAACGUUCGCACUAUUUUCAAAGGGGUGGACGUACACUAAAUACCAUAAAUCGUGCAUUAGCCUCAAAUGAUUUCGAAUUGUCACCCAGCAUUUGCAAUGCAUUAACGCUCAAGCAACAACACCAAAUUAAACAACAGCAGCAACAACAUCCGCAGUACAAUCACAAUUCCGAGGAGGAGGAUGAGGAGGAAGACGACGAUAUAAUAUCAGGCAGUAAUGUAGAGUGCACCAAUUUGAUAAGCAACAGUGAACAUGGUUAUUGUAUAGCUAGCGAAAACAGCAUCACAUCAAAUCCACUUUGUGCUAACAAAGCCUCUGCACAACACCUGCAUGAACAAAAUAAUUCAAAAUCUACACAUCAUCUGCAUCACAGCAGCCAGCAGCAGCAGGAAGCAGCCGCCGCCAGUGUGCCAAGCCCCGGUGAGUUGGAGCCGAACGUUGUUUCCUCAGCAACAGUAUCCGCAUCCGGAUCCGCAUCAGCAUCACCUUCAAGUGCCUCGGAUAGCAUGAUUGUUGCCGACCAGGGUUUCUUGCGCUUUCGCGCCAACGAGGAUGUCAAUGCCCAACAUGGCAAGCCGCAGCAUGGUGUGAUGCAUCAGCAGAAUCGCAGCGUGUCCAACGCCUUAUCGCAAAUUUGUAGUAAUGUUAAUGGCAUCGAUUGCUAGGUAAUUCAUUCAUAUAUACACAUGGAUAAGAUAUGUCGAUUCUCGAUUCUAAUCUCUAUCGGUCGAGUGCCGCCGACGCCGCCGCUAACUGCCAAUUGUAGUUAAUUCGCCACUUUCUACUCUCUUCAAACUUGUGAUAU
This is a messenger RNA of Drosophila virilis, 5308 nucleotides long. RefSeq lists its product as uncharacterized. Lineage: Eukaryota; Metazoa; Arthropoda; Insecta; Diptera; Drosophilidae. The record is from RefSeq and is a predicted model, not a curated record.